AUGGCAUCUACUCAAGCUAAGCAACUUAAAGUCCUGAUCUUAGACUGUGGACAGGAAACAUUCGUUUCUAAGGGCAACCUCAAUCAUAAGAUGACCGACAUAGCGAGAGAGUUCUUUGAGUCACAUGGUGGCGAAGUUAAAGUUACUAAAGUAUACGAGCCAUAUGACAAUCAAGGUGAACUUGACAAGAUUGUCUGGUCAGAUGUCUUGAUCAUUCAGACACCUGCAUGGUGGAUGGGCAUUCCGUGGUUCUUGAAGAAAUAUUUCAAUUAUUUUACCUAUUCAUCUCAAUUUUUGAGAACUGAAAUAAUCAUGUGA
Trichomonas vaginalis G3 is the source of this 318-nucleotide messenger RNA. Its product is annotated as flavodoxin-like fold. Lineage: Eukaryota; Parabasalia; Trichomonadida; Trichomonadidae. The coding region runs from base 1 to 318 and encodes 105 amino acids. The record is from RefSeq and is a predicted model, not a curated record. The transcript has a single exon.